Trichomonas vaginalis G3 is the source of this 297-nucleotide messenger RNA. Its product is annotated as spectrin binding. The transcript has a single exon. Lineage: Eukaryota; Parabasalia; Trichomonadida; Trichomonadidae. The record is from RefSeq and is a predicted model, not a curated record. Bases 1 to 297 code for a protein of 98 amino acids. Gene Ontology annotation, molecular function: protein binding.
AUGGAUGAACACAACAUAAAAAUUGAUUUAGCAUUGCGCUCGAUCUACAAUAAUAUUCAAUCAUUUUUCAUUUAUUUGGAUCAAGCAAAUGACAUCAACAAAUGCCUUGUUUAUUCUCCUUAUUUCCAUCUGUCAUCACUUGUUGAAUAUUUAAUUUCAAAUGGUCUAGAUAUCAAUGCUAAAGAUGAAGUUGGACAGACUCCUCUUCAUUUUGCAGCCGACCAUAAUUGUAAAGAAAUAACAGAAAUAUUUAUUUCAAAUGGUGCAGAUAUCAAUUCUAAAACUCAAAUUCUCUAG